Heteronotia binoei (common prickly gecko) is the source of this 4358-nucleotide messenger RNA. RefSeq names its product NFKB inhibitor zeta (gene NFKBIZ). The record is from RefSeq and is a predicted model, not a curated record. Gene Ontology annotation, cellular component: nucleus. Lineage: Eukaryota; Metazoa; Chordata; Lepidosauria; Squamata; Gekkonidae. Gene Ontology annotation, biological process: regulation of gene expression. The coding region runs from base 258 to 2399 and encodes 713 amino acids. The transcript has 12 exons. Gene Ontology annotation, molecular function: DNA binding; POU domain binding.
CUUACUGGAAGAACAGCUUUGAGACGCGCCCUGCCCUUCGUCCCAGCCGGCUGGCAGCCGAAGACCUGCCCGCCUCGCCGCCUCCUUCUCCUCCUCCUCCUCCUAGGGCGUGGAACCCUUAUAAGAACUGCCGCGGCUGCCUCCGCUUCCUACUCCUCGACCCCUUUUUCCUCUUGCUGCUGCUCAGGUCAGCCCUCGCCUCGGUGUCGCGGCCUCUUCGCUGUUCCCCUUGCGAGAAAGAGGAAGAGCGAGCCGCCAUGAUUGUGGACAGCAGCCAGGACGGGCUGCUGGACGGCGACUGCGACUCCUUGAGCAGCCCUCUCAACUUGGCGUUUUUCUACGGGGCGUCCCCCAAUUCCAGCGAGAGCAGCUGCUCGCCGAGUCACUCCGCUCCAGAAUCUCCGGGCUCCGAGUCGGAGUUCUCGGGCAGCAGCGGCAGCUGUCACAAUAGCCGCCGCCGGGGCAGCGGUGAUUUCGGCAAGAGACGUUAUUCCAGGAGCGUCGGGCGCGCAGGCGGGCAAGUGGAACACCACAUGGGGGGAGGAAAACAACAAAGAGGACCUUUCCAAGGAGUUCGUGUGAAAAAUUCUGUGAAAGAACUGUUGUUGCAUAUUAGAAACAGCAAACAGAUGUCAUCAGGUCAUGGUGCAGAUGAAUUAUUAAAGGUACAAGGAGGAACAGUGAAUUGUGAAUCAUAUGCAGAGCUGAAGACCAUAUUGAGUAAUGAUAGGAAAAGAAAAGCUCAUGAAUCUUUUUCUGAUGGAUCCUGUUAUAAAAGGGCAUCUACUUUCCAACCUCAUUUCUUGACACCUCCACAGACACCAACAUCGAUGGAUAACAACAUGGAGGAUACACAAAUAAAUGAUCCCAAACAAGACAGCAGUUGUGAUAUGCUGCAGAACAUCAUUAAUAUUAAGAAUGAAUCAAGCCCUGUUUCUCUGAACACGGUGCAAGUUAGCUGGCUUCACACGAUGGCUAAUUCUGAUUCACCACGGGAGCAAUAUCAAGAGAUUGCAGGAGCACAGGCUUUCUCGCCGCCUCAGAAGUACCAAACCUUUCAAUCAAACAGUCACUCACAAAUGCAGGAACCACCCCAAACUUACCAGUUUUCUCCCACACAGCCUCAGGAUUUGCCGCAGCACUAUAACCAGAAUUCGCUGUUGGACUAUAGACCACAUUCUGCAAGCAGCCAGUCCUCUGAUUAUCAGCAAAAUGUUUUUGAAAACCAGGAACUUCAGUACUGCUCUACCCAAAGUUUUGCUGAUCUCUUAAACGAUACAGAGGGACUAGACAACCAUUCUGCUUCUCUCUGUCAGCCUUUGCCUGGAAGUCACCGGCAACCUGAUAUCAGUAGCCACCCUCAGAAAUGUAACCUGCUGCCAAAUAAUACCUGCAAUAGUCUUGAAGAACAUGGCUUAUCACUGGCUAAUUCAAAUAUUUCUGCACAACACCAGAGUAUUGCUGGAAGCACAGCACAGCUAGGCAAAUCAUUUUUCCAGUGGCAGGUGGAACAGGAAGAAAACAAAUUGGCCAACGUUACGCAGGAUCAAAUCCUUGCUAAAGAUUCCGAUGGUGACACGUUUCUCCAUAUUGCUGUUGCCCAGGGACGACGGGCUGUUUCCUAUGUGUUGGCAAGAAAGAUGGCAGCCCUACACAUGCUUGAUAUUAAGGAGCACAAUGGCCAGAGUGCCCUGCAGGUAGCCGUGGCUGCAAAUCAGCAUCUUAUUGUACAUGACUUGGUUAGCCUUGGGGCACAAGUGAAUACAACGGACUGCUGGGGUAGGACACCAUUUCAUGUGUGUGCUGAAAAAGGGCAUGCACAAGUCCUUCAGGCAAUCCAGAAAGGAGCCAUUGUAAGUGAUCAGUACAUAGAUGUGGAAGCAACCAACUAUGAAGGUCUGACAGCAUUACACUGUGCAGUAGUGGCCCAUAAUGCUGUAGUACAUGAGCUACAGAGCCAGCAGUCACCCCACACUCCUGAGGUCCAGGAACUGAGAUUGAAAAGCAAGAGGUUGGCGGACACAAUCAAGUUUCUAAUCCAGAUGGGGGCCUCUGUUGAAGCCAGGGAUCGCAAAAGUGGUCGCUCAGCCCUUCACUUAGCUGCUGAAGAAGCAAAUGUGGAACUCCUUCGUCUGUUUUUAGAGCUGCCCACCUAUCUUUCUUUCAUCAAUGCAAAGGCUUACAGUGGCAAUACAGCACUUCAUGUAGCUGCCAGUUUGCAGCAUCGGAUGACUCAGCUGGAUGCAGUUCGGUUGUUGAUGCGCAAGGGAGCUGAUCCUAGCGCCAGAAACUUGGAAAAUGAGCAACCAGUUCACUUGGUUCCUGAUGGCCCUGUAGGAGUUGAGAUAAGACGUGUCCUGAAGGGGAAGACAGUUCAGCAGAGAUCAUCAGUCUAUUGAGCUCCAUGAAUACCGAUGACUUUACACUCACUGUCAGUUAGGCAGUCCUAAUGUAACUGUAAAUAGACCAUUUGUCCCGUGGAGGCAAAUGUUAGUUGUUUCUAUGAAACAAACAUAUUUUGUUCACUAUUAUAUAGUGUAUUAAUAACAAUUCUUCUGAACAGAUGGAAAUGUUUCAUACCAGGGUAUGGAAAUGUUUCAUACCAGGGUAUUCUGGAUCAUCAUCUGAACUUCUCAGUUUUGCAGUUAUGGCAAAAUAACUGACUUAAAACCAUGGUGUAACAUGUCAAGCAAGAACAAUUGUAGUACUUUUAUAAAAUAAUGUAAAAUGCUCUACACGCUAGAUGUUUAUAAACUGAAAUACAAGUUUUUAGGAAUACUAAUAAGAUUUUGCUGGUUGUAGUUCUGUAGUUGGAUUUUUAUGUUUUAAAUCAUGCUGUGUAACUUCAUAGUUUUUGAAAUCUAAUGAUAUGCUGAUGCUAGAUAAAAAGAUUUUGGUUUUUUUGGGAUCAUAUUAGAUUUAUAGGAAUUGAAUGCCAGUUUAGUGUGUAUGUGAUCAAACAACAAGAUCUUCUGUGGCAAAUUCAAUAUGAUUUAGAAACAGGACAUUUAUCUCUACAAUUCACAUUGGUCACAGCAAAGCUUACAAAAAAUUACUUUAACCUUAUAUUUAUUCUUCCUAAAGCUCUUAGUUUACAGUUGACUGGAAAACUGUUUGAUUUUUUUAUAAGUCCAUGUAUUCUCAGAUUCUUCUCCAUAUGUUUCUGUGAGCAGAAAUGAGAAAGCUUAAAAGAUGGUUUCAGGUCUUGCUCAUUGUGCAUUUAAAAGGAGAAAAGAGCAGAAGUUUAUUAGUAACCAAGUUUGCCAAUGAAAUCAAGUUACCCAGAGUGAUGAAAUCCCAAGGAAACUGUGAAGAGCACCAAAAGGACCUCUCCACACUGGAUGCAUACCCACUACAGUGGCAAUGUGGGUUUAAUGUAGAUAGGUAUUAAUGAUGAAUACUGGGAGAGGGAGCACAAAUGCCAGCUUCACUGAAGAUUUGAAGUGACUUUGGAGGAAAUCAUUUUCAGAGUUGUGGAUUGAUCAGUGAAAACACAGAACUUCUCAAUUGCUGAUUCUGAGUUGAUACUAAGGAUUAAGAAAGUGAUUGAAAUUAAAGUAGCCAAGAUCAUAAUACCGUCACAAAAUAUGUGGUUGAAGUGGCACUGUAUAUAAGGAGAGGCAAAAGGGAAAAUGCCGCUUCAUGCAUUACAUAAUAAACUUAUUAAAUUCACAGCUACACGCUCUUGUGGUGGUUAAUGGCCUGUCUUUAUAAGGGAAUGUGACCCAUUCCUAGAAUCAGUGGCUGUUAGCCAUGUUAAUGAAACUGAAUCUCCAUCUUUGGAGGGAGUGUACCUUGAAUGACAGUCUCCAAGGGAAUGCACAACAAGCUGUCACCACAACCUUGGCUUGUGGACUUGCUGGAAGAAUCUGGCUCUGGAAACCAGGAUGCUGGACAAGCUGGAUCCAUCUGAUCUACCAGAUCUCAUGUUUUUAUGCUGAACUUGUUUUGUUCUUGAAUUGAGAAAAAAAUAUUUCUCAGGGCUUUGUAGUAGUUCAGUUAAUACUGUAUUUUACCUCAUAGGUAUAGUAGGCUGUCACAUUUUAAUGUUUUAAGUAGCUUAUUUUGUUGUCAAAUCUUUACUUGUUUUUCAAAGAGUGUAAAUAUGGAAUUUAUCAAAUUUUCUAGUCCUUUCUGUUUUGAUAGGUUUCCAUUCUAGUCUGACUGUAUUAUACUGUCAUUUUGGGUUAGUGUUCUGAAUUGUACAUUCUUUGCUAAAGCAAAUUUGAUCAUAUUGUUUGACCAAAAAGUAUGUCUUGUAGACAGCUAAUCAUAGAGAUUGUACCUCUAAAUAUCAAGGCAGUGCUUAUUCUUGUAAUAUUAAAUGCACAGGCUGAAAUAAACUUGAGUCAAUGACA